This is a messenger RNA of Exophiala dermatitidis NIH/UT8656, 2671 nucleotides long. RefSeq lists its product as uncharacterized. Bases 426 to 737 code for a protein of 103 amino acids. The record is from RefSeq and is a predicted model, not a curated record. The transcript is spliced from 2 exons. NCBI's taxonomy places the organism in Eukaryota, Fungi, Ascomycota, Eurotiomycetes, Chaetothyriales, Herpotrichiellaceae.
CCUCGGCCCUUUUUCCCCCUGCUCUUCAUUAUCCCGUCUCCCCACGGAUGCCCGUAUAUCACACAUCCACAAAUGCAUCGUCACGACUAUGGCCGUCGUCCUCCUCCGUCUCCAUCACUUGAAGAAUACCUAGGUAGAUAAGUACCAACCAAAGGAUCCCGGUGUUGAGGGGGCGUAGAAAAGUCCUAUCACCACCGCUCCCAGCCGCGGUUGGGUCUUCCUCUCCGUCUCGCCAGACGCUGCCUUUCCAUGGCAGCAUGAUACCGCUCCUGACGAGCGCGCUCUCGCUCUCGCUCCUGCUGGGCUCGGGCAUGGUCUUGUUCUCUUCUUUGCCGGUUCUCGUCAGCAACAGCAAGUUCGGCUCGUAGCCGCCGAAGCCGACCUUCAUCACCCUGAUCCCGCAGGUUGUCCUGCAUCCCUUGGAUAUGCUGGAUGGCACGACCGUCUAUUUCGGCGAUCUCCCGAUUUUGUCGCUCGAUGCGCUCUCGAUGUCGCUGAGCUCGCAUGUUCUCCAAUUGCUGCAGGUCUUCUGCAAUAGCCGGGUCCAGGGCGUUCCACGGGACCGGUGGUUGCCAUGGCCACACCGCGUUCCAUCCUUGAUCUGGAUGUCGCGGGUACCGUUGCCCGCCAUACUCUGGUCUUUCGCGGUAUCCUCCAUAUCGGCCUGGCAAACCGUCACCGUCAUCGUGGUGUACCUCUCGAUGUCGAUCAUGCAGUGCAUCAGGGUUGAGCCCUAGUGUCCAGGAGACGAUCCGGCCCCGACGUCCAUUGUUGCCGGUAUAGUGCUCGUCCACCGGGAGCCAGUACGUCUGCUUGCAUGGACCCCAUCCCCGCGUGAUUGGAAUCCUCCGACGCAUAUAUGUCCAUUCGUCGUCUGCCAUCCUGGUGGCUGGCUGCGGAAGAUGGUCUAAGGAAUAAUGGUUUCCCGGAAAGCUAUGAGUACACUCGCAGCAGGUUACACCAGCAACGCAAGGCAAACAUUACGAGGCGACCAUUCAGGAAGCCUCGACACCGCCUUCCGGAGACAACAAGCCGCCUUUGUGUGUAUACACCUUUGCCGGCAUAUUCCGGGGGUGCCCGGCUGGGUUGAAGCAAAGCACGUUGCAUUCGCACCAACUGCCGAGCGUCACGCACACAAUUCAGGGGAAAUUAACCGGCUAUUAGCAUGCAUAUAGCAUAGGAGAGGCGACAACAUACUGGAACGCAACCACGUCUGCCUGCACGAUUCGAAGACUGACAACGGACGCAGUUCUUGGACGGGCGACCAGUUGGUGUCAGAAAAGACCAUGAGAGAUCCAUGCGAGGAUCCAGCGCCAACGCUCGGAGACAAUGUUGACAUGGCAUGCCUUUAAAACGGGCUUGACCCUUCGUGGGUGUAGUAGGAGUUGCAGGUGCUGAACAUGCGAGUCAGCAGGACGUCGCAUGCGCCAGAACUCACACUUACGUCCAGAACCGCCUGGAGGCGGCGAAGGCGGCGGGGGAGCCGCUGCUGCACUCAUUUCGGUCCUGUGAACAUGUUAGACGCAUGCGAACCAUAGGCGAACCUGACACACUUACUGGAAACCAACUGGCUAGAUGGGGUGUUGACACACGAUCCUACAAGAGACGAGUAUGCGAAUUGGGUGCGGUUCUCUUGGGAUCAAAAUGAAGAGUGUGUUGGUGGCACAGCCUCGUGGACCAUGUUGUCACUCUUUUUGUCCCUCAGGCUGCCUCGGCCGUACAUCCCAAAAGUAAACAGCCGCAAUCAGGGCCAAUGCCACUGUGCCACCCCAGCGGGUGCGGGUCCGCUUGGUAUGCUCUACUGAUUUGAUGGCAUCCCAUCUGUUGGGUUCUUUCGUGGUGCCCGCGAAAAUAGACGGUUGCUGCAAAACGUUGUCUGUCAGAGACUUGUCACCAACAUUCUUGGUUGAAGUGCUUGAAGCUGUAUGUGCUGCCUCUUAAUCCCCAGACAUUUUGAAGGUGGACUUGAACGAAAUGCAGAACCCGUACACUUACAAGGAUCCUUGUGAUGUCUGGCUGAACGGCCGUGACAUUGAAAGGUCGACUCUCAGUCUAAAGGACACUGCCAGUGGCACUGCUGGCCAUGCUGCAUGGAAGGAGCGACGGAUGACCAUGUGGUGGUGAUGACGGCGGCAAGAGCGAUGUCCAAGCAGGUGCAGGUGCAGGUGCAGGCUCGAGUUCGAGUUCGAGUUCCAUAUUUCCUCGCUUCGCAAGGAACUUGAAGGUUGGCUAGGUCUGUGAUCCGGCUGGAGCAGGAGUGCUUGCUUCUUUAAGUACAAAUCGAGCAAAGGGAUCAAUCGAAUAGACUUAGGUCCACUGCUCCUCGAACGAAUGCAUUCCCGCACACUUGCACUCGAAAUCCUCUCGUUUCCCGUUCGACGCAAAAGUCAAAUACGGGCUAAACAGUGCUGUACUUCAGCGCGGAGGACCAGGGGAGGAUUUGCACCGGGAUAAGUCACGUCUCAUCCAAAUGCCUCGAAAGCCUAAAUGGAGUGAUAAGCAAGAUGGAUGGCUGCUGAGCCGAAAUCUCAACUGAAGAUCUAUCCCUUCACUGAGCCAGAUCGUCCCAUGAUUGUCGUCGUCACUAAUACCACUGGCACCAGGCCUUUAGUCAUGGAUGCCUGGCUACCAGGUACUUCAGAGUGCGUAGGAUAUUCUUGAUAAAGUCCCU